This is a messenger RNA of Sinocyclocheilus grahami, 573 nucleotides long. Its product is annotated as dipeptidyl aminopeptidase-like protein 6. The record is from RefSeq and is a predicted model, not a curated record. The coding region runs from base 1 to 573 and encodes 190 amino acids. Gene Ontology annotation, molecular function: potassium channel regulator activity. NCBI's taxonomy places the organism in Eukaryota, Metazoa, Chordata, Actinopteri, Cypriniformes, Cyprinidae. The transcript is spliced from 6 exons. Gene Ontology annotation, cellular component: voltage-gated potassium channel complex; plasma membrane. Gene Ontology annotation, biological process: regulation of potassium ion transmembrane transport; proteolysis.
AUGUCGAUGGAGACUGACAGACCCGCGGCGAUCCCACCGCACAGAUGGUGGGCUGAGGGUGAGCAGAUGGGCUGCCAGGAGACAGCGGUGGUGAUGGUGAGGACUGCUAAAAGUCUUUUCUGUUCUGUAUUUCUCCCUAUAGGUGAGGACGAUAGCCUGGCCUUUAAGGAGAAAGUUACAGUGGAAGAAAUCUUCAAGAAAGACUUCAAAGUUCAUGACCCGAAUGCUAAGUGGAUCAGCAGUAAUGAGCUCCUCUAUCGUACCCGUGAAGGUGAUGUGGUCCGCUUUAACAUGGAGACCAACGAGAGUACAAUCCUGGUCACAAACAGGAAGUUUGAAAUGUACAAAGCCAGCAAAUAUGAGGUUUCCCCAGAUAUGAAACUCGUUCUGCUGGCCUACAACGUGCAGCUGGUUUACGAGCACUCCUUCACUGCGGACUACAUCAUUUGCAGUCUGGAAACUCCGGAAACGUGGAUUCUGAACCCUCCAGAAGUGCGAAACGCUCAUCUGCAGUAUGCAGGAUGGGGACCGCGAGGCCAGCAGCUGGUAAAAACGUCAUUUCCCACACUAUAA